Messenger RNA from Neurospora tetraspora, 288 nucleotides. RefSeq names its product mitochondrial ATPase inhibitor, IATP-domain-containing protein. Gene Ontology annotation, molecular function: ATPase inhibitor activity. Gene Ontology annotation, cellular component: mitochondrion. Gene Ontology annotation, biological process: negative regulation of ATP-dependent activity. NCBI's taxonomy places the organism in Eukaryota, Fungi, Ascomycota, Sordariomycetes, Sordariales, Sordariaceae. The record is from RefSeq and is a predicted model, not a curated record. The transcript is spliced from 3 exons. Bases 1 to 288 code for a protein of 95 amino acids.
AUGCUCCGUACCACCGUCUCCAAGCUCGCUCGCCCUACCGUUUCCCGGGCCUUUGCGACGACCUCCCGCGCUUUCGCCGGUGAGACCGGUGCUCCCCCCAAGACCGGCGGCCAGGGUGACGCUUUCCAGCGCCGCGAGAAGGCCAACGAGGACUUUGCCAUCCGCCAGCGCGAGAAGGAGAAGCUCCUCGAGCUCAAGAAGAAGCUUAGCGAGCAGCAGAAGCACCUCCAGACUCUUUCUGAUCACAUUGACGAGAUCACCAAGGAGCAGGGCGGCGAGCGCAACUAA